UAAAUUAACAUACAGUAUUCGCCCACUGUGAUAGUCUCCCUUUGCUUACUGUAAACACGGGCUAGAUAACAAUUCUCUUUCACGGUGACACACUGUGCACCAGUAAACGUGGGGGGUGGAUUAGCCAAAUGUCCCCAAGAGUGGGCUUUACAACUGCUGUUUUUUAAGUGCUUUUAGACAGUCAUGUGAUUGUAACGUAACCCGACCGGAAAACACCGACGACCAUCGCCGCCAAUGCUGCGUUUUAGAGGAACAGAGCAGCUGCGAGCCCAACGGACAAGUCCCCGGUAACAAACAACAACACGCCAAACUCCACAAAUCCAAGAGGAGUACUAAAGGUUGAAGAAUGGAGCUGGCCAACCAUGGUCUUAUCCUCCUGCAGCAGCUGAACGCUCAGAGGGAGUUUGGUUUCCUGUGCGACUGCACUGUGGCCAUCGGGGAUGUGUUUUUUAAAGCGCAUAAGGCCGUCCUCGCUGCCUUCUCCAACUACUUCAGAAUGCUGUUUAUUCACCAGGACAGUGACUGUGUCCGACUGAAGCCAGCCGAUAUCCAGCCUGACAUCUUCAGCUACCUCCUGAACCUGAUGUACACAGGGAAACUGGCACCGCAGCUCAUCGAUCCGCUGCGCCUAGAGCAGGGUGUCAAGUUCCUGCAUGCCUACCCCCUGCUGCAGGAGGCCAGUCUGGCCACACAGGCCUCCUUCUCGCACCCUGAGCAAAGCCUCCCGCUGUCCACCUCCCUCUACGGCAUACAGAUCUCCGACCAGCAGGGGGUGCCAUCUGGCAGGCUCUCCACGCGCAGACAGCUGUCCUCGCCCUUCGACGUGGAGCAGUUCACAGAGGGCAAGCGCGGCGGUGUCGAGUCCAAGCCUGCGCAGCCCCUCGCCGAGGCUGAGGCCUCCACCAGCACCAACGCCGGCGCCAGUGCCGGCGUCAUCGUGCCCGUCGCGGACGAGCAGGGCUCGGACACACCCGUCGAAAACCCCAACGCCAACACCAUCCUCCACGUCAAGCCCAGCAUCAUGAAGAGGAAUGCCUCCUUCCGAAAGCACUACUCCUGCCACCUGUGCGGGAGCCGCUUCAACCAGAGGAGUGGCCUGAGAGAGCACCUGCUCCUGCACACCCAGACGCUGCUCCCCGCGGCGGCGCUCCCGGAGGCGGCGGCGGUGUCGCCCCUGCUGAGCGGCCCCGCCCCCGAGGCGGAGGAGGCCCCGCGCAGCGCUGACAUGGCCAGCGACGGCGAGCAGCAGCCGGCCACCGACUCCCCCCGGACGGAGGGCCCGCAGUCGCAGUCGGAGACCCCGCCCCCCUCAGACAUCGCCGACAUCGACAACCUGGAGAGCGCGGACCUGGAGCGUGAGGUCAAGAGGCGCAAGUACGAGUGCUCCACAUGUGGCCGCAAGUUCAUCCAGAAGAGCCACUGGCGCGAGCACAUGUACAUCCACACGGGCAAGCCCUACAAGUGCAGCGCCUGCGGCAAGAGCUUCUGCAGGGCCAACCAGGCGGCCCGCCACGUCUGCCUCAACCAGAGCGCGGAGUCCUACACCAUGGUGGACAAGCAGAGCAUGGAGCUGUGCUCCAACGAAGACAGCAGCCAGAUGGAGGCGCUGUUCCUCACCUCCGGAAGGCCCUACAAAUGCAACGUGUGCGAAAUGACUUUCUCCAGCCCCAACGAGGUUAUCAAACACCUGUGCUUCGCCCAGAACGCCCAGCCGUUCUCUGGGCUGGAUAACCAGACAGCACUUCAGAGCGAUGAGCUUCCGAAAGACGAGGGGUCGGACUCCUCCAAUGCUGGGCCCUUGAUAACAUCUAUUAAAACUGAGGAAAUUUUAGUGGAAUAG
Messenger RNA from Megalops cyprinoides (Indo-Pacific tarpon), 1840 nucleotides. Its product is annotated as zinc finger and BTB domain-containing protein 2-like. Gene Ontology annotation, biological process: regulation of transcription by RNA polymerase II. The coding region runs from base 347 to 1840 and encodes 497 amino acids. Gene Ontology annotation, cellular component: nucleus. The record is from RefSeq and is a predicted model, not a curated record. The transcript is spliced from 3 exons. Lineage: Eukaryota; Metazoa; Chordata; Actinopteri; Elopiformes; Megalopidae. Gene Ontology annotation, molecular function: protein binding; RNA polymerase II cis-regulatory region sequence-specific DNA binding; DNA-binding transcription factor activity, RNA polymerase II-specific.